Messenger RNA from Perca flavescens (yellow perch), 2057 nucleotides. RefSeq names its product FEZ family zinc finger 2 (gene fezf2). NCBI's taxonomy places the organism in Eukaryota, Metazoa, Chordata, Actinopteri, Perciformes, Percidae. The coding region runs from base 1 to 1290 and encodes 429 amino acids. Gene Ontology annotation, molecular function: DNA-binding transcription factor activity, RNA polymerase II-specific. The record is from RefSeq and is a predicted model, not a curated record. Gene Ontology annotation, cellular component: nucleus. Gene Ontology annotation, biological process: regulation of transcription by RNA polymerase II. The transcript has 4 exons.
AUGGCAAGUUCUGCGUCUCUGGAGACGGUGAUGUCCUGCGGUAGGACCGGGCCGUCCGCGGCCCCAAAGAGCCUCGCCUUCUCCAUAGACCGGAUCAUGUCCAAGGGCUCGGAGCCGAGGGGCGCUGGAGAGGAGCGGCCGGAGGGGAGGAAGCUGCUGGGGCUCUGCUCCCCGAUCCCCUGCAUGAUCCCGCUGCAGCCUUUCAGCUACGACCUGCAAGCCAAGGCGCUGAUGAACUACUCGGAGCUGUGGAGAGCCAGCUUCCGGGGGACUUUUUGCGGCUCCGCGGCCGCUCCGUGCAAAGCCAGCUGCAGCAUGUGCGCCAAGGCGGAGGCGGGCGUGAAGCAGCCGAGCCGGGUGGUGAAGCCGCAGGUGAUCCAGCAGGCCGUGGCCGUGCCCGGCGGCGGCGGCGGCGGCGGCGGAUGCGGCGGUUCUCUCUACUAUCUCAACUACCUGGACUCUGCGUACCAGCAGCAGCCGGAGCUGCUGGCCGGACACUGGUUCUCCAGCCCGCAGGCCCACGCUUCUCUGUCGGCGCACCACAGACUCUUGCUGCUGGAGAACGCCAAGCUCGCCGGGGUGGGUGCCGAAAAGCUGCCCACGCCCCAGUACCCGCACAAGGAGCAUCUGCCGGGGCAGCUGGACCAGAUAGUGAAGGAGAGCCACGGCCUGAGCCCCGAGAAGAGCGGCGCCAAGACGCACAGCAAAGUCAGCGGCGGCAGCGGCGCAGACGGAAAACCCAAAAACUUUACGUGUGAAGUGUGUGGAAAGGUUUUUAACGCGCAUUACAACCUGACCAGACACAUGCCGGUGCACACCGGGGCCCGGCCCUUCGUCUGCAAGGUGUGCGGCAAAGGCUUCCGGCAGGCCAGCACGCUGUGCAGACACAAGAUCAUCCACACACAGGAAAAGCCUCAUAAAUGUAACCAGUGUGGGAAGGCGUUCAACAGAAGCUCCACGCUCAACACGCACGUGCGGAUCCACGCCGGGUACAAGCCUUUCGUCUGUGAGUUCUGCGGGAAAGGUUUCCACCAGAAAGGAAACUACAAGAACCACAAGCUGACGCACAGCGGCGAGAAGCAGUACAAGUGCUCCAUCUGCAACAAGGCCUUCCACCAGGUGUACAACCUCACCUUCCACAUGCACACGCACAACGACAAGAAGCCCUUCACCUGCGCCACCUGCGGCAAGGGCUUCUGCCGCAACUUUGACCUGAAGAAACACAUCCGGAAGCUGCACGACAGCGUCUUCUCGCCAGCCACAAACGCCUCCAGAGAGCCGCAGAGCUGAGGCACGCUGCCCCAUUUCCCCAAAAUGAAUUUCAAUAAUAUUCCGCCUGGGACGGUUGGCCCUCAAAAAAAGAAAUAAUAAAACAAAUAUAGCUCUGCAUUUGUGGCCACGUUGAGCAGUUGUGUUUUGAAAGGCCGGAGAGAAGGUGCAUGGGGUAGUCCAAUACAAUUGGAAAUAAUCCCUUUAAAAAGAAGUGUGGUAAUCCUGUAGGGUUUCAGAUCCUGCCCAGGUGUCCCAGCAGGGAUGUUGUAAAGGGAAUACAGAACAGACCGGAGCACCGCUUAUUACCACCGGCUCCCAUUAGGGCUGCUCAGAUAUGGAAAACAUCAUCAUCACGAUUAUUUUUUGGUCAGUUCCGAAAUCACGAUGAUUGAACACGAUUACUCAUUGACUUUCUGAAAGGUGUUGCGUUUAUUGAAGUGCAGAAACAGUGACUCAGUUAAACCAAUGAACAGUGGGAACACCUUGAGCCCGUGACAUUUCCCCACAUUCAGAACACAAGACCAAAUAAGAGUUUACUUGCAAAACGUAUUGUGCAAAAUAAUCGUUUUUCUGGAUUACUCUAUUUUUUUGUGAUCGUUAGGAGCCAAAAUUUUAAUCGCGAUUAAAAUGUUCAGUUCAUUGCGCAGCCCUGUUGUCUGCACAGAUUGAACUUCUUCCUGCAUUGCCCGUUACGAGCAUCAAACAUGGGAGAAAUAACCUGUCUCCACGAUGGACCUGUAAAUAAUAGCUUAUGGAAAUAAACUAAAUGUUAUUUAAAAUGUGAA